AAUAAACUUGGAGUUCAUAAACGUCCGUCCCAAAUAUCCGUAUGGUUUGGACGCCGUCGCGCUUGGGGUACGAUCCCACCGAUUAAAGAUGUUGAUGCAUUCGAGCAGUCGUUCAAAGAAUGGUGGAGUGGAAUGCAGCCAAUGUGGAGGAUACCGCGUGGUAAAUUUUGGCCAUUAAAACGCCGAAACGAAGAGGGUGAACGCUGGGCGAGCUUGAUGAAAGGUGGGCCAAACGGUUUUGUGCUUGUGUUGAUCUCGCUGGUGUGGUGGUCCAAG
Stereum hirsutum FP-91666 SS1 is the source of this 276-nucleotide messenger RNA. RefSeq lists its product as uncharacterized. The annotation marks the transcript as partial. The record is from RefSeq and is a predicted model, not a curated record. The transcript has a single exon. Lineage: Eukaryota; Fungi; Basidiomycota; Agaricomycetes; Russulales; Stereaceae.